CGUGUGGAUGACAGGAUGGGCAGUUCGCCACCGUCUGGCGUCGAACCCGUGAGCAUGACAAUUGACCUCGAAGGUCCUUCGCCAAGCGGGCUACCUCAUCCCUCUUAUUAUUAGACUAUUAGACUUCGUUACUUAUUAUUAGACUAUACAUCGAAUUUGAUUCGAAAUUACUCAAUUAGUGAGCCGCUAUAUAUCAAGGAUCCUUUUUGAUAAUUCUGUAAAUUACCUUUUUGGGCUUUUUGUUAGAAUACUUUUCUGUAUAUAUUCACAUGUGUACUAUAUAUCAGUUAAAUUUUAGUAAUGAUGAUACAUAUCUCAACAAGUCAUAAACUAAUUAGCAUGAAUGACGCAUCACGUUGAGAUCUUGAGAUUAAGGUUAGAUGAUACACAAAUUAAUAUUACAUAAUUUCAGUGCAAGAUAUAUCAUUAACGCCUCAUUUUUGAGCUAGGUAUUGUAUUCGUAAGCUGACAAAGAGAAUAUGAGCUCCAAGUUGCCAAUUCGAAUAAUUGGUACAAAGCUGCAACUUUUUAAUAUUCGUGUUAUAUAUGUAAAAGACCAUAUACUUAGAACAUAGGUUCGACAAGAAAAACGUUUGAUUCAAUAUUAGAUAAAAUACCGAGAAGAAUAUAAUAUAUUUUACGUUUUUGGAUGAUAAUAUACCUAAGUGACUAAUACAUGUGGCAUUAGCCAUACACACUGAAAUUCGUGUAUGUUAAUUUCUCCAUCUAACGUUGAUCUAUUAAACACAUAAGUUAUAGCAUUAAAUCAUAAAAAAAAUAGUGUAUUCUCUUUCACAAGAAAAUAAAACGAUGCUUCAAAAUUUUAAAGUUUACAAAUCGAGAUGAGUCUUGAAGAAUGGUUUUAUGAAAUUUCUUUCUAAAAUUAAAUUUAUCUUCAAUAGAAAAAUAUUAAUUAUGAGCUUUAAAGCCGAUAUUCUUAGUAAACCACUACACUUGGACUUUCUACCACAACAUAUAAAACCUCAAGACUGCACUACAUAAAUAACUAAAACCAACGUAAAAACAAAACACACAUGUUGAAGCCUAAACUAUCUAACGGCCAAGUCUUAUUACACACUAAAAAUAGAAAAGUGGACUUAGCUCACAGUUCAGAUUUAGCACCAAAAAAGAGAGUAAAUCUCUCCUUUAAACCAUUCUUCUACAACCUCCUCACAUCUUCUACAUAAAUACCAAACGUGUGAAGCCAUUUAGGUUUAGCUUUUCACUAGAACACACAAGAUGGGUCUCAAUGCCUCCCUUUGUCUCUUCUCCCUCACCUUCUUACUCGUAUUUUUCUCUACGGCCAUUACAGCAGAUAACAUCACACAAGCGUUUGAGAAAUACUCCAACUUCAGCACCAUGAAUGAUCUCUUGAUCAAAACCAAGCUCAAUAUACCCAUAAGCAAAUACCUGACCAUAACCUUACUUGCUGUUAGCAAUGAAGCCAUCACCCCUAUCAUUAACAGAUCCGACGUUGAGCUCAAGAACAUUCUCAUGAACCAUGUCAUUCUUGAUUACUACGAUGAGAUGAAGUUUAAUGGAAUGAAGGAGAAGAGCAUAAUGCUCACUACCUUAUACCAAACAACCGGUUUAGGUGAAGAGAUGAAUGGUUUCCUCAACUGUACCAAAUCUAAAGGAAGAGUUUACUUUGGUUCAGGAGUGAAGGGCUCACCUUUGGUCGCUGAGUAUGUCAAGGCAUUGUACCACAAUCCAUAUAACAUGUCUAUAGUCCAGAUUAGUAUGCCCAUUGUGGCUCCUGGACUCAGCCUUGCUAUUUUUCCACCUCCACCACCACCUGCUCCUCCGGCUCCGGCUCCCUCUCCCAUGAAUGCUGCAAAAGCUCCAGGUCCUGGACCAGCUGAUGAAGACAAUGCCUCAGAUACUGAUGUUCCAAAACAUACACCUACAACAGAAACAGCGGAGGUUGAUUCUCCAGCUCCUACUCCAAGCGCAGAUAAUGAGAAGGUUGAAGCUGCUGAUAAGGCUGGGACAUCCUCUUCUGCUUGUAAGGCAAGUUUGAGAUUUGAUGUUGUUCUCUUGCUACUAUUGUUUGGUAGCUUUGCUGGUUUAUAAGUUUGGAAUUAGGUGAUGGGGUUUGAUGACAAUAAUGGUAGAUGAGUAAAAACAUUUCUUCUGUAGUUUUUCACCGUUUGAAGUGUAACAUAAACGCAUGCCAAUGUGAUGUUUGUCCUGUCGAAUUUGUAACAGAGUUCUAAGUGUGUUAUAACAUAGUUUAACCAAUGCAAAGAAUAGCAAAACAAGGGCCUGAUCACAACAACAAAUAAACACUUCAGCAUCGGUUUGGUUGAAGCAACGAGAAGAAUCAAACUAGCCUUACAAAUACCAGUUAAUCUCCCAAACUAAACAAAUCAACAAGCCAAUCAUGCAUUGGAAAAUGACGAGACUGCACUUACAGCGCUCAUACCGAAACAAUAAGGUGAACGUAACAAAUCUGAAAUUGCUCUAGAAAUUGUCUUUUAUGGAAUCCUACUUGAUUAAACAAAGGACAUAUCCGGCACAAGAAGAGCCUCCAUUUGCAGUCUGUAGCAGUCUCUCAUUUAAUCUUGUUUAUGAUGUCCUGAGCAAGAUAUGCGGAAGAUGGGGGGGAUUGCCUCCUCCUUCCCUUUGACCUAUGCCAUGAUGCUCAUAGGCAGCGAUGACUUCUUCCAUAUCAAGAGCCUUCAUUGGAGCAAAUCACUACAAGAAAACAGCUGCAUACUGAGGAAAAAAAUCGUCGGUAUGUCGUCGGAAUAACGCUAUUCCGACGAUAUACCGACGAAAAAAGUCCUCGGAA
Messenger RNA from Brassica napus (rape), 2794 nucleotides. RefSeq names its product fasciclin-like arabinogalactan protein 5. The record is from RefSeq and is a predicted model, not a curated record. The transcript has a single exon. Gene Ontology annotation, cellular component: plasma membrane. NCBI's taxonomy places the organism in Eukaryota, Viridiplantae, Streptophyta, Magnoliopsida, Brassicales, Brassicaceae. Bases 1240 to 2073 code for a protein of 277 amino acids.